Messenger RNA from Caenorhabditis elegans, 1385 nucleotides. RefSeq lists its product as uncharacterized. The record is from RefSeq and is marked reviewed. NCBI's taxonomy places the organism in Eukaryota, Metazoa, Nematoda, Chromadorea, Rhabditida, Rhabditidae. The transcript is spliced from 4 exons. The coding region runs from base 49 to 1302 and encodes 417 amino acids.
AGUCCUAUAAAAUACGGUGGUUGCGCUGAAAUUUUCACACUUCCCUCCAUGCGGCCAAUCCAGUGUGCUGUCUUUUUGUGUCUUGCCUUGGCAGUGGCAUGUCAAGAAAGAUCUUUGUUACGUCAUCCGGAUUAUAUUCAGGACCAGAUCUACAGAUUCCUAGACAGGCUGUUGGGAGCAAUUCAAUCAAGAGAUGCAUCUGCUAUUGAACUUUUAAUGGAACAUGAUGAGAGGCAGUUAUACUUUUACGAGAGAUGUGUUUAUAACCGAUGGACAUUGAAAGGACUCUCAAAGGAAGAAAUAAUUGAUGUGCUCGUCAAGAUACCAGCAGGCACGACUGUUGGCUUUGAAGUUAAAUCCAUAAAACACGAGUAUUCAACCAGAUGGUGGAUCUAUUGCUUGGUUGAUUUAAGUGUGACCGGAUUCCAACGUGACCCUGAUGUUACUUUCGAAAUAAGGUUCAACACUUUUGGGACUAGCGUGCAACUAGUUCAUGCAAAAGAAUUGAACUGUUCUCAAAGAAGAGCACUCUCCUCGUUCAGUCAGCCUGAUCGGAAAGAGGACGUCAAAAAAUUCCUGAACCAACUAUUGAAAGCAAUUCAAUUAAGGCAUGCUGGGAAGAUUCUAAGAGCGGUUCUUCACACGAAUCGCUACAGAUCGUGUGAACGGAUUUUUUCACGGGAGGAAGUGAUUGAUGCGAUCGUCAAGACACCAGCAGACAGGAUUGUUAACUUUGUAGUCACAUCUACUACAGAUAAAGGAGUUGAUCAAUGGGUCAACAUUACUGUCACCGGACUGACCUCUAAGCCUGUCGAUAUUACAUUGGAGUUUGUUGUAUUUAAAGCUGGGGAUGACCCGAUGCUUAUCCACGCAACACAGAUCAACUGUCCAAAAAGAGGUCUCAUGUCAUUCCGCCAUUCGGCUUGGGAUAAGGAAGCAACCGAUGAUUUCGUGAACAGGAUGUUAAAAGCAAUUCGAUCAAGGGCUAGAGCUCCAGUAGACAGACUUUUGAGCUACAAAUUUUCAUACAAAGGAUGCGGAAGGAUGGUUUCUAAAGAAGAAGUUAUCGAACAUAUCAUUAACUUGCCGUUAAGAAAAAAUGUUGAAUUGGAUGUCAAGUCUAUUUCCGAUUCGCCAAGUUUUUAUUUGAUCAGAAUGAGAAUUACCGGACUUCUCUCGAAACCUUUUGAAAUUAGCUUCAAGGUUGAAAAGGAAGGAAUUGAUUUGCUGAUCUCUGAUGUAGAACAACUUGGAUGUUCUUAUGAAGGUUACACGACCCCGCAGGCUCUCUUUUUGGAAUGAUAUUAUGGACAAUACAUCUUUUUUCGAAUCUGGUUUUCUUGUAUUUUUCGGGAAAAAUGACAAGAUUUUAUAUUUGAUGAAAA